Onychostoma macrolepis is the source of this 5787-nucleotide messenger RNA. RefSeq names its product matrix metallopeptidase 16b (membrane-inserted) (gene mmp16b). The record is from RefSeq and is a predicted model, not a curated record. Lineage: Eukaryota; Metazoa; Chordata; Actinopteri; Cypriniformes; Cyprinidae. Gene Ontology annotation, biological process: collagen catabolic process; skeletal system development; extracellular matrix organization. The transcript is spliced from 10 exons. Gene Ontology annotation, molecular function: zinc ion binding; metalloendopeptidase activity. The coding region runs from base 614 to 2473 and encodes 619 amino acids. Gene Ontology annotation, cellular component: extracellular matrix.
AUAAAAUGAAAGCAGGUUGAAGACAGACAUAGAAAAUUAAUAUAGAACAGAAUGAUUGCUUGUUCUGGACAGUACUCUGCAAUCAGUGUUCUAAUGUUAUUAUCAUGAUCUUACUAAACAGAAGAUUGACCGCUGGAAAUACUGGCGCUGACCCAAUUUAACGGCCGUUUGCCAAAAGCUACAGUCAGUGUCAGCCGUUUCAGCGUCCCGCCUACCUAAGACCCAUUUUUACACCUUCAUCGAUCUGUGAUUGACAGGAGAGAAAGAAGAAUGAAGACAGAAUGAAUGGUGCCUACUAGUCAACAAGCAUCACUGGCGAGCGAGUCAGAGCGCAUGCGCAGUGCUUACGCUCUGGAUGCUGCUCAAUAUAGAAAAGCAACCUGCCUGUUCGCCAAGGUAACGUUUCAAAGCAGAAGAAAUGCCUCGAAAUAGUGCAUCCGACAUGCAAGAUGGAAUGUGUAUUGCCAGCCAAAUGACAAAAUGUGCGGACGCCGAUGCUUCUCCGCGCUCCGAUGGUUUCAUCUUCGGUCCAAAAUGCCACUUGCUUAACUGACAUACGAGGAUAGAGACAUACAUAGUCAUUGAUAAAGGAAAAUCAAGCGAAUCUACAAAUAUGAACGGUACGCUGCUUAAAAAGCGAAGGCUGGACUGUGUGUAUGCGCUGCUGUUGUGGCUCCAUCACGCUGUGUGGAUGUGCUGUUCAUCGGCCGAAGACCAUCAUUUCAGCGUUGAGGUGUGGUUACAGAGGUAUGGCUACCUCCACAAGACACAACCUAACAUGGCUGUCCUGCGAUCAGCCCAAGCCAUGCAUUCCGCUAUUGCUGCCAUGCAGCACAAGUAUGGACUAAACAUCACAGGGAGCCUAGACAAGGAGACAAUAGACUGGAUGAAGAAACCCAGAUGUGGGGUACCAGACCUGCUUGGGGGCAUGUCUGGAUCCCGCAGGAAGAAGCGCUAUGCACUAACUGGACAGAAGUGGCAACGCACACACAUCACAUACAGCAUUAAAAAUGUCACUCCUAAAGUGGGAGCACGAGAAACGCAUGAGGCCAUUCGCAGGGCGUUUGACGUAUGGCAAGGUGUCACGCCGCUACGCUUUGAGGCCGUGCCCUACAGCGCUCUGGAGAGCGGCAAACGUGACGUCGACAUCACCAUCAUCUUCGCCUCUGGUUUCCAUGGUGACAGCUCUCCUUUUGAUGGAGAAGGAGGCUUCCUGGCACAUGCUUAUUUUCCAGGGCCGGGCAUAGGGGGUGACACGCACUUUGACUCAGAUGAACCCUGGACACUGGGCAACCCAAACCAUGAUGGUGAGAGAACGGCAGGUAAUGACCUGUUCCUUGUGGCGGUCCAUGAGCUUGGUCAUGCUUUGGGACUGGAGCAUUCUAAUGACCCUACGGCUAUAAUGGCUCCAUUCUAUCAGUAUAUGGACACUGAGAGCUUCAAACUGCCUCAUGAUGAUCUACAGGGCAUCCAGAAAAUAUAUGGUCCUCCAGACAAAAAUCCUCAGCCUACAAGACUGCUUACGACCGCUACGCCUCCUCGCCUGCACCUACCAACUGACCCCCGAAAGCAUGACCGACAAGGUCGCCCUCAUCGCCCUCCGCAGAAAUCAAAACCAGCCCACCCCAACUCCAAACCCAACAUCUGUGACGGAGGUUUCAACACUUUGGCAAUCCUACGACAGGAGCUGUUCGUCUUCAAGGAUCAGUGGUUCUGGAGGGUGCGAGAUAAUUCUGUGGUGCCUGGAUACCCGAUGCAAAUUAGCUACUUCUGGAGAGGUCUGCCUCCCAAGAUCGAUGCUGUCUACGAAAACAGCGAGGGGAAGUUUGUCUUCUUCAAAGGCAACCGGUUCUGGGUGUUUAAGGAUACAACUCUACAGCCCACAUAUCCUCAGGACAUUUCUCUUUUUGGCAGUGGAAUGCCCACACAGAGCAUUGAAACAGCUGUUUGGUGGGAAGACGUGGCCAAAACCUACUUCUUCAAAGGGGACAGAUACUGGAGGUACAAUGAGGAUAUGAGAACCAUGGACCCUGGAUAUCCAAAACCUAUUACUGUGUGGAAAGGCAUCCCAGACUCUCCACAGGGAGCCUUUGUGGACAAAGAAAAUGGAUUCACAUACUUCUACAAAGGGAAGGAGUAUUGGAAGUUCAACAACCAGAGGCUGAGAGUGGAGCCAGGCUACCCAAGGUCUAUCCUGCGUGAUUUUAUGGGCUGCGACGGCUUACCUGCUGACCCCGACUGGGACUGGAGCCCUCCACAGGAAGAAGAACCGCCACAAUAUGACAAUGAUGAUGUUGAUAUCGUACUCAAGCUGGAGAGCAGCGGUGGAGCAGAGAAAGCGGUGGCCAUCGCCAUCCCCUGCGUCCUGGCCCUAUGCAUGAUGGUGCUGCUUUACACCGUGUUCCGCUUCAAGAGGAAGGAUACGCAGCGCCACAUACUGUACUGCAAGCGAUCCAUGCAGGAGUGGGUCUGAGAAUUAAAGGUCCCACUCCUUCUGCUAAAACUAUUUUCAUCUUAAAAUCCCUUCAAAGGUCAAAAAUUGGCUCAUCUUCCAAGGCGCUGACUUUAUGUCAGUGGUGGUUGGCAGAAACAAAGGACGACAUAAACGAACAGCAUGCCAACUUCCUGUUCCCAUUGUCAGCUUUCGUAGAUGGCAAUGUGUCGUUUUUGUAUGGUUUUGGAACUCUGUGUGGCUUUGGCGGCCAUUUUGGUUCCUAGAGUCCAAUGUGGGAGUAAACUGUUACUCUACAAACCAUAAUUAUGAACUUUUCAAUUGAUUUGAGAAUUAUUUAUCAUCGGACUGCUGAUCUAGAUACUCCAUAAAGGUUGAACUCACCUGUGUCACUCCGAAAUACAUGCUUGUGUUGAAAAAACUGAUACCCAAACCAAAUAUGCCCUUAGUGUCCAAAGAGGAUUGCUUCAUUCACAUGGGAUAUUCUGAGAUGACUGGCUUAUCGAUCAUUAUUUGAGUUCCAUUUGGCUGCAUUCAUCUGCAGAAUAUAUGGGAUCUAUCUGCUUGGAAAUCAGAAGGACCUUGACAUAUAACAUCGGGGCUACAUGCAAUAUUUCGUCGAAUGCCUUAAUCACAUAUUGAGUUUAUUUUUCUGUGUGUUAGUGUACAUGUGCCUGUGUGAAUGUGACCCCUUUCCAUUAAUUCCUUUGCUUAUCACUGUUCUUUUGAUGCACUACUGACUGACGGAGACUUGCAGUAAGAUUUGAAGUGCCGCUGACUGUUUAAAUGCCUAAAUGAAAACAAGUGUAUGGCUGCUGUCCAUGUUCUGUGCUGCUGCGUUUUUAAAGACUCUGCAGCUGCAGCACAGAACAUUAGACUUUUGGUUAAGUGCUUCCAGUCAAUUCAUAGGGAAUUUAUUAAACUGAAAAAUGCCGUUUAGCAGAAAUACCUAAUGAACCUUCUUUGAGAAUCAGAUUAUCAACCAUAAAAAAAUAACAUGAAAAUGUUAAAGUUAUAUAUAAAAACACUUACAUUAGCAAAGUUUUCAAUGCAAUAUGUCGGCUAGAUUUGCAUUUCCUGAACAAAAUACUUGUGCUUGCAAGGCAGCAAGUGAACUGUGGUAAAGUUUUGGUGAAAUUCAGCUUUUGAGCUUUGGUUCGGUGAGUGAAGCUGCAUCAUCAGCACCACUCAUGCAUCUUCUGUUGACCGUGUUCGAAAACCAACCAAUAAUAUAAGAGUCUUUGAGGUGUAAAGCCAAUAUUGACACGAAAACUGCAUUGCCAUAUUCCAUUCAUCAUUGUGCAUGAACACAGUUGAUCGAGUAAGUUUCAUCUUUGUUCAGUGUCUCUGCAACUUUACUUCACAAUUUACUACCAAAUUAUAUGUAAUAUCCAAUGAAUUUAACCUACACUGAAACGUUUGCUUUAAAAUAACACAAUUUUGAGGCAUGUGAGUUUCUGAACAUGAAUGAGCAUCAAAUACUGCUCUGAAGUGGUCAAGACCCCAAGAGUGGGCAUUGGAACAGACCCAUGGUUAGAAAAAUCGAUUGUACGCAUACCCUAGUGUAUGCAUAAAAUCAAAAGCAUACAUUGAGCUUAACGAUAAUGUAUCCAUAUUUAAUUUGACACAAUUCAAAAAGAUGCAUUGAGGCAUAAAAAUACAAUUUGUUCCAAGGGUUGUACCUCACUGUCAAUAUUUCAGUUGUCAAAACAUAGAAAAUAUGGUAACACUUUAUUUUAAAGUGUCCUUGUUGCACGUCACAUGUAAUUGCUAUUAUAGUAGCAAUUAAUUAUGCAUAAUUACAUGCAAGUAACCCUAAGACAAACCCUAAUCCUAACCCUCACCACAUAGUAAGUACAUAUAGUUAAUUAAUAUUACUCAGUACUUAAAUGUGUAAUUACACUGUAACAAGGACACCUUAAAAUAAAGUGUAACCGAAAUUAUUUUUUUCCAAAAUAUUUCCACUGGAAAGAAAACUUUAAAAUUGUACAUCCUAUUGCACGUCUAUCUUUCACAGCAUUUUUUAAAUUUUUUUAUAUUUGGGUCAAAUUAAAUAUGCCUUUCAUCCUAAUGAAGGUAAAUUAUAAAGAAGAUUAUAGAAAAGAACAGGCCAAUCAGGAUGCAUACUAAUGCAGAAAGUUGACCAAUCCAUAUAAAAUAAAGACAUUUUUACGUGAAAUAAAUAAAUUGACAAAAAAAUAAAUAAAUAAAUCUGAUUUGAGUCUAAACUAUUUUAUAGUUUUACUUAAACAUUAUCCUGUAGCUAAGAAAACAGUUCAUUAUAAUGUACAAUUAAAAUUACAAACAUAGUCACAUUAAGACUGAAAUCCCCUGAGGUCAUCAUAGUCGAUAACCGAGAUGCAUGAUGGGACUAGUUGUGUUUAUAUGAAAUGAGAAAGAGUAUCCCCGGUGUGAUAAGAGAGACAUGAAAGUAGCGCCAUUUACAGUUAUCCAGAUGAGUGGUCUGAUAUACAGCAAUUGCCGUAGAUGGUGAAUUUUAGGAAACAUCGGACGCUUAAUGCUGUGAUUUACUAGUCAGAGAGGAAGUACAAAAAGAGAAGUUUUAUUACAGCGCUGCCUUGCAAACACCCAAAGUUUACUUGAUAAAGUCCAAGCUUGAAUGGCUCAGUUACUCUUUUCAGUGGCUUACUCAUUUCAGGCACAGGUUUGGGUAAAAUAGCAUUUGUUGCACAGCUAAAGGGAACUAAGAUACUGUAUACUCCUACUGCUAUCGGAGAACUAGAUUCACUGCUUAUUUCUGCUUUCCAUGUAAAAAAUAUUUGUUAGCAUGAUCAUUCUCAGAGUGUAUCCACCACUAAACACAUCAAAUGUUGCUGUUUGAUAUUCCUUUUGAGUGUUUCUUGGAAGUGGAGUGAUGUAUAUUGUCAUAUGCUUUGUUUUAUCCUUCGUUUUAUGAACUGAUCUAUAAUGGACUAUGGUGUUUCUCGCCAUGCCAUCAGCAUCAGCCUUCCAGUUGCACAAUCAUGAGAAGUGCACAUGAAUUUCCAUGCGUGAAGUGUUGUUUUCAUUAUAAACAGAAAAUAUCUUGAGAAAAUGCCCCGUUCCACCUUUGAGGUCACUGAGUAUUGGAUGUGUAUCUGAACAUGCUGUAUAUAUAUCUCAUGUAGUGUCUUUAUUACGGAUACGAAAGGCACAUUAUGCAGUACAUCAAUAAUAAGAAAUUAUCUAUUAUCGGAUGUGGCGUGUGAAUCAUUCUUGUGAACUCUAAUGAAGAAGUUAACAAAAUGUACAAGGCAACCAUAAGACAUUAACAUGUAAUUUAUCCCUGAGAUUCACGAAAGGUUGUUUGGAUGAUAUAAUAAAACAGUUAUAUA